GUAAUUUUGAAAUAACUAGACUGUGUAUCUAAUAUAUUGAUGCUGAGCCAAGUUUUGAGUAGUAAAAGCAAUUUUUGCCAAAGUUAGAUGUAGAUGGAUCGUCCAGUGCAUGAAGGUGACUUUAUAAAUCUGUUUUGCUCUGAUGCUAGAGGCUUUGUCUUUGCUCAGUUUCCAAGGUAUAAUUGUGUCAGUAUAUUUCCAGUUUCUGAUCCUGAGCAGAAGUCUCAGCUGAAAGACCCAGUCAUUCCAAAUACUCACUUUGCGUCAUUUCAAGUGAUAGCAGAAAACUAUGUCAGCAACAAUUCUCUUCUACAAAGAAAUGGCACAUUUCCAUCCCACACAUGUACUUUAGUCUAUGGACGCAAAGUAAAGUUUCUUCACGUAGCAUCCAAUAUGUACCUGUUGUAUGAUGAAUCACCAAAUAAAAGUGUGACUUUAACUUCAGAAUAUAAUGAAAGGUGUCUAUUUCGUAUAUUGCCAUGCUCUGCCAACAAAUCUAGAGGAGAGGAUGUAAUGCCCAAGGAUCAGAUAAUGUUAGAGUCUGUCAGUGAGAAGGGGAAACUUUUACUCUGCACUUCAAAUAUAGUGUCAUCAAGGUAUGAGCUAAAAAUGUGCAAUACUGAGUCAACAUUCAUCAUUUCAUUGCACUCGUGUAAUCAUAUUGAGCUACCUGAUAAAGCUCUGAGAGGUUGUGAUGUUAUAAUGCUGUUUAAUUAUGUACAAGAAGCUUAUCUCUCAGGGUAUGGUUCUGUAAUAGGGGAAUUCCUACCUGAAGCUAUUAGAGGAGAUCAUGUUGCCACUGAAGUUGGAGUAAGAAAAGUGAAAUCUGUUAAUGGCAUACAACAGGAGCCUCCACUUGGUGGUGACUGUUUCUGGCAGUUUGAAAAGGUUCUAUAUCCACUUAAUGGUAAUGCGAUCAGUUAUGGUGAUCACUGCCGUAUUAAGCAUGUACUGACACAGCAGUAUUUGGCAGUUACACAAAGAGGGCACGAAGAAUGUCUAAUGUUGAAAAGGAUUGAAGCUGGUGGAACUACUGAUCCUGAGAUAUCAUUCAAGUUAAUUCCUGAUACUGAAAGAACUGAUGUAGUUACUAAAGGCUAUUACAUCAAGAUUAACCAUAUUCAGUCUGGAAUGAACUUAUCUGUUCGUUCUAUUCUUCAUAGUUAUAGGAAUUCAAAGUGGUUUAAGCUUGGCCUUGAAGAUGAUAAGGACAAUAGCAGACAGUAUUUUCAAAUUACAGAAGUGAAACCUGGUGUCAUUCAUGAUUUUUAUUACAUAUGUGGAGUUAACUCACAAUUGAGAGAGUCCAUGCAAAAUCUCAUGGCGGUUUCAAAGUCUUUCAGUUAUCCUCCUUCACUGGAUGAGCUAAUUCAAGUGUUGGGACAGUUUUUGGAGUGGUUUCAAGGAGAAGGAUGCUUAGACAGGCACAAUUUGAAAAUGAAAGCAUUCAAAAAGUCACAAGGAAUUGAUCUCCUAAUUGGGUUUUUGCAUGAAUCUGAGUCACAGAAGUACAAAGAAAACUUUAGGUACUUGAACUUUGAGAAGUUAUGUGAUGCAAUAGCAGAUGUAUUGCUAAAAUUUGUAAGUUCAACUAAAAGCAAAAGUCUACUCUAUCUGACAGAGGAAAAAUUUAUCAAUAUUCUUCUAGCAAAGUGUAUUAGUAACAUUAAAUUUAAGAGGUUUCUUACUAACUUAGCCUCAAAUGAAAGUAUUGCUGCUUCAAGGAUAGUACAGAAAAUCAAUCUGGAUGAAAUGCUACUUUUAUUGAAAAACACUCGUGAUUCAACUUUUUUGGAUUUCAUGGGCAAUGUUUGUUUAAAUGCUGGUAAAUCUGUCCAAGAUGCUAUUUGUAAAGGCCUUAUGGCACAUGACAUGAGCACUUUUAUGCAAACUCAGAUUAAAGAAGGAGUCAUUUGGUUCAUCCAUCCAGAAAACCUCAUUGGCCCGAUUUCUAGUAUUUGUUCAAAGGAAACUUAUAGUUCUAACAAAAAACUAUGUGACUUUUUUAUUGCACAGCUCAAGUUCUUUAGUCAAGUGUUUAAAGGAGUAAAUACAGAGGCUAUUGACUUGAUUAAAUUUGGGACUUUUGAUGAAGUAUUGAUAAGUAUUGGUGAUCCUGAUCUUCAUCCACUAGUGAAAUCAGCAUAUAUUGACUAUGCUGCAUCCACUUACAUUAGUAAUUGGGUUCAAUCUGAUGGAAUAUACUUUUAUAAUAUCAGCCACACUUUUUUGUGGGAACCAAUGUGUCUUCAUUCAGGGAAAAGAGGUGAUUUUGCUAAUGCAUAUACAUGUGCAUGUGCUGCUAUCAAGCAAAGGGAAGAAAUCAAAUGCUUAAAAGAUUCCAUUUCUUCAUUUUUAAUUCAAAACAAGGCUUUGUGUGCUGAAGAAGAGACUGGAGGUCAUAAUGAACUCAUUUAUCAUAUGCUGACUGUCAUUGAAUCUCUAGUUUCCCAUUGUUUUUACUGGAAGGACUCUGAUGUUUCCGGACUCAUAAGUAUAUUAAUGGAGAUCCUUGAUGGAAGAACUGACCUCCCAAAGCACGAUUCUUUUCCUUGGAAAGUUGCUGAAUAUCAAAAGGGAGAACGUUACAAUUACAAUGAAAAUAAUCAUAAAAUUUUUCGGAUUAAACUGAAAGUUGUUCAUAUUCUCCAACACUUUUUGGAGAUGUCAGUAUUCGCUGCUUUAGUGAAUUUGAUGCAGGAUUUUAAAUACAUGAAAUCUGAAAGCAUGGAGGUUUCAUCAACUGACAGCUAUACACCAGUCAAUAGCUCUCUUGCUGCCUUGCUCUCUCAGAACUAUCAGCUUAAUAAACAAGAUCCAAUGAUUGCUGCUUUUGUAUGUACUAGACUAAAAGAUAUGCUCUCAGUUUCUUACAGUUGCUUUGGUACUGAUAAAAGUGAAAUUAAAGACAUCCUCAUUGAUCUGUUCCAUUAUGAAGACGAUGAUCUAAGAUUGUCAAGUAUAACACUGCUUUUUGAUAUGCAUCAAAAAGAGAGUAAGUUGUUCUAUCAUGCCUCUGUAUCAUGCAUAGUCACACAAGAGUCAGAGGACAUAAAUUCAUUCAUGUAUUCUCAUGCAUCAUUCUUUGAUCAGUCAAAAAUUUUGAUGAAAAUGUUGCAAGGAGCAACAACACCAGGGCACGAACUUUAUGACAGUACAGUUCAAGUCCUGAAGAAGAUUAGGAGUUUGUGUAUGGUGGACAAUGAUGAGACAAGACCUCAUGCUAACAAUCAGAAUAUUGCAUUAUGUUCAGGCUUAUUGUCUGUUCUAUUAGUAUAUGUUCAAAAUUUUUGUAUGACAGAAGACACUGGCCAACUUGAUCUCCUCACACUAGCUCUAAGCAGCAUGCAGGCCAUUGUUUGUGGCAAUGCAGGGGCACAAAGGAAGUUAUUCGCUGCAUUAGUAGAUAUUGCUAAGCCAAAGAUAGCUAUAGCUGCACUGGCUCGACUAAUGACUGAAAUUCUUUCUGGCAAUGAGCAGUUGUGUCUCACUUUCUCAGAGGUUACUGUUGCUCAAAUUUUUACAAAAGCAGCAACUUCUAAUAAUCCAGAGUGUUUUGAGUUAUUUACAACCUUAGAAACUAUAAUGAAACCAUACAAGUUUAAUACUGUUGUACUGUUAAAGAGUUAUCAAAAAUUGAUAGCUACAAUAGUUUUUGAGCAUCGAGAGGAAAGUUUUUACAAGAUAUUAGCAAGCAACUCUCAAAAGGAAAGAUCAAAUGUAUUAAAAGAUGAUAGUGAUGAUCCUGAUCAAUUGCUGAAGCUAUUGACUAUGACUGAUUUAUUGGCUACGACUUCUGAAGGUGAAUGUAGACAUUCAGAAAAUAUUUGUCAGUCAAUAUUUUCCAUUGAAGAAUUAGUCAACAUUAUUUGUAAUCCUGAGAUCCCGUUUGACAGGAAGAAACCUUUUGCUCGUAUUCUUUAUUGCAGUUACCAGAGAUCAGAGGGAAAGUCAUUAUUGACACUUGUUCCUUUAAUGGAAAACAGUUGUUUUUGGAGUCAUGUAGAAGAGUGUUCAAUACUACUCGGUUUGGUGUCUAAGAGGUUGUCAUUACUCAGAGAUAAAGAGUUGGAGCUGGUGAAAAUUAGAGUUCGGAUAUUAUUCAGUCAACACUACAGCUUUUUGACUUGGAAUGAGAGAAGUAAAGAAUUUGAUGUUUUUAUAACAAGCGAUUGCAAUGGAACAAUCUCACUGUCAUCUUUGCUCUGUUACUUGCUUGAUGGGCUAUUCCCAGUGAUACAGUCCUUUUGUAUACAAGUAUUAGCAGCAAACUCUCAAUCUAAUACAAGGGGACAGGAAUACUCUUGUUUGCUAUAUUGUCCUUCAGUAAUUGCUACUCUAAAACUGUUCAGCGAUUCCUUCUUGGAGCUACUCUGGCAUCAUUCGUCUGUGUUUAUGACAACCCCUGAAAUGGUACAUUACUGGACUUUGUUAGUAGAUCUAAUGGCUAGUGUACUGCCUUUGGAUGAGAUUGACAAAUUAAAUGAAGCAAGAAAUGCUUUGUUUUUAAAUGAAAGUAAAUAUCUUGUGAGUUCAGGGUUGCAUUAUUUAAGCGAUGAGAUUGAGCUCAAUUCUCAAUUUCAAAAAUUUAUCUCAAACUUAGAAAUUACUUAUGAAGGAAGUGACCCUGGUCACACUAGAAAUCUUCAUGUGUCUGGUCCUAGUUUUAAUGAACUGAUGAAAUUAUUUACUGGCGAAAAAGAAUGCCCAGUACUUCUUCCCUUGAUGGGGAUAGUUGAUCGAAAAUAUCACCUACCAUUGUCACUAAGAGAGAGAGCUAACAUUGAUUUUGUCUUGCUAACGUCGCUGAGACUUUUGGUUGGUGUCAUUGAUGGCAGGAUAAAAAAUGUCAAUCAGAAAUUGAUGAAAUCCAAUCCCGAACUGUUUGAAAAAGAGUACAGUAAAAAAGUGAAACCUAUGCAAGAUGCACUAAUAGAAGCAGGUGCUCAUGAAAAGAUCAUUUUUCUUCUAUUUCAUCCAAAAGAUGAGAUUUUAACUCAAAUUUUAGCAUUUUUAUCCAGGCUUCUUCACUUUGGUAAUAAGAAUUCACAAGAAAAACUUAGUCAUUUGAUUUCUGAUACACGGAUCUUUGCAUGCAUCAAUAAGCUUUUAAAAGGUGCCACUGGCACCCUAAGUCAAUCAUACUACAGACACAAAAAUUAUUCUAGAGCAUCAUCUAGUGCACGCUGUGUGAGACAAUCACAAGAAAGUGAAUUAGGGCAUGCCAUAUCUUCUGAAACAGUGAGGCUAGCAUCUCCUGUAAUAGUUGAAAUAAUUGGAGAGACUAUGGAAGCUACUUUUUCUAGUGAAUUAGGAGAGAUGACUUCUGUUUGUGCUUAUGCUUGUAUAGAAAGAUUUAGACACUUGAAAACUAGUUUCAAUAAGGCCAGAGAACAAGCUGUUGUAGUAUUGGAUGUGAUUUCAUCCAUAUGUGAUGGACAGAAUCAAGAGAUGCAGAAUACACUUAGAAAGCAAGAGAAUGAUUUCUUUAGUGUUAAUAUAGUGUCCUUAGUUACUGUGCUCUUCCAGACUCUAGCUGAAAACUAUAAUAAGUACUUGUUUAUUCCUACCAGGAAAGCAAUUCAAGCAUUGAUUGAGAUGUGUGCUGGUAACUUUAGCAAUCGAGAAGUUGCUUGCAAGAAUCAAAUAGUCAACUCUAUCAACAUUAUAUUGUCUUGGAGUCAUGCUGCUACAUCAGCAGAGGCACGGGAGCUCUUCAGUAUUAAAUCUUCAGCCAUUGAGCUCCUGGAAGUGAUGAUUGAAGAAACACAUAGUGAGUCGAAGAAUUUUGCUCAUGGAAUUGCACAGGAUCUAUGCUUAAAAAAUAUUUUAUUAACCAUGAGAAAAAUCUGGGAGUUGCAUCAUUGUCACUUUUCAACAAAGAGAAUUAGGUCUGAUAUACCUGUUUUAUUCAGGGCUUAUCAUGUAUUGAGAAAGAUUGCUGACUAUACUGAUACACCUGUUAAGAAACUUGUUUGUUAUGAUGAAUUGUGCAAGAAUGAUGUAGUGAUGAAAGACCUGUGGGCAUACCUUGAAAACUACUCUAGAAGCAUUGAAAUCAACUAUAUUACAAGAGAUGGAGAAGAACUAUUGACAAAAGUGUAUUUUCAAUUUGCUCCUGUUUUAACUGAAAGUGAGAAGUCCCUAGUCCUGCAAAAUAUCAAACGGGAUACUCUGGAAGAUAAAGUAAAGGACCUCCUCAAAUGGAUGAAGGCAAUCAAGAAAAAUGUUAAACACAAGGCCAUGAUUAAUAAUAAUCGAUACAUGUAUUGGGCAGUAGCUGGAUCGAACAUGAGGCACAUUCUUCUUUUCUACCUCACAUUGUUGCUUAACUUGUUUGUUUUAUUCCUUUUCAAGAUACCAGAAAAUGACAACUCAAGUGCAAAUUACACAGUCGUCACUGAGAGAGAAAUUGUUUUAGUUCCUAGCGUGGCAUCAUGGUUCUCUGAUUAUCUACUGUACAUACUUGGAACUGUUCAUCUAGUCCUCUCAAUAUGGAUGGUCACAGAAUAUUGUGUUUAUGCUGCACCUAAUAUAUUUAUUAGAAUACCACUACUGUCUGAAAUAUUAAAUUUGGAUAUAAUCAGUAAUUUGAUGGUAUUCCUUUCUGAGCAUGGAAUGAUGAAGAUUGUUCAGUUUUUAAUAACCAAUAAGCAAAAAAAUUCUAACUAUUUUAAAGUUAAUUUCUUCAGUUUUUCUACGCUUUAUCGUAUAAUUUUCCUACUCUUCUCAAUUGCUGCACUUACCACAUCGAGUUACUUCUACUGUGGUUGCAUACUAUAUGUAUUUAUAAGGAGUAAUGUAUUAAAUUAUGUCUUAACAGCUCUUGCCAGAAGUGCCCUUCAGUUGAUUUCUGUUGCUCUCCUUGGAUUAAGCAUCCUGCUCAUUUUUGCUGUUUUCUCAUUCAUUCUCUGGCACAAUUACUUUGAUAAUGUGCAUAGAUUCUGUGAGACAAUGGUGGAGUGUUAUGUGUCUGUGAUCAGAGAGGGACUUCUGGACACUCUGGGAAUAAUGAUUCCGAUUCAAUACGUCAAUCAAUCUGAGCCAUCCUUUUCUUUAUAUACUUCAAGAGCUGUUUUUGACUUAACCUUUUUCAUCAUCAUCACAAUCCUUGGAUUAAAUGUAGUAGUUGCGAUUAUUAUCGAUCGUUUCUCUGAAUUAAGGAGUGAAAGGGAUAAGAUAAACAGGGAUCAGAGAAACUGUUGCUUUAUAUGUGGUAUUGAUAAUGACACAUUUGAAAGAAAUGCUGAAGGGUUCACUCAUCAUGUACUGUUUGAUCACAACAUGUGGAACUACGUUUAUUUCUACCUUCAUCUCGACUCAAUCCAUAAAAAUGACCACAAUGCAAUUGAGAAGUACAUCAGUGAUAAUAUCGAAGAACAGAAGACCGAGUUUUUUCCACUGCGCAAGGCCAAGGUCUUAGGAGGGAAAGUAAUUGCUACAGCUGCAAUGGAAUCAUAAACAAAAAGUUUACAUUCAGUUUCACUAUAUAAAAUAUCAAACAGCGGAAACAGAAAAUUUAUUUUGAAUUUUUAGCUGAUAAUUUGGCCAAGUAUCUAUAAA
Amphimedon queenslandica is the source of this 7563-nucleotide messenger RNA. RefSeq lists its product as uncharacterized. Bases 94 to 7461 code for a protein of 2455 amino acids. The transcript is spliced from 70 exons. NCBI's taxonomy places the organism in Eukaryota, Metazoa, Porifera, Demospongiae, Haplosclerida, Niphatidae. The record is from RefSeq and is a predicted model, not a curated record. Gene Ontology annotation, biological process: calcium ion transport.